AUGGCCCAGAAACCGGUUGGUAGACAUGACACUUCGACGCAUGUUGACAAGACCAAGACCAAAUGUAUAAGGAUAAGAGACCUCAAAGACAUCCCUUACACGAUGGUAGCAGCGAUAGAUUUCGGUUCAACAUUUUCUGGGUAUGCUUUCUCUACUAAAUUCGAACACAACUUAAACCCAUUGAAAGUAUAUAACACGACAUGGACUGCCAAUUCAGGGAACUUGAUGUCUCUGAAGACAUCAAGCUGUAUUCUCUUUGAUAAAAGCCAGACAGUGAAUUCCUUUGGAUUUGAAGCUGAAGACAAAUAUGCUGAUUUAAUGCAGAAGAAUGAACACAAAGACUGGUUUUUCUUUCGUCGCUUCAAAAUGACGCUUUAUGAAGAAAAGGAGAUAUCCCGCAGUAUGAAGCUGAAAUCAAGCAAUGGGAAAGAGAUGACAGCUAUGAAGGUGUUUACAUGCUCCAUCCGGUUCCUCAAAGACCAUUUAUUAGACUCUUGCAAGAAUCGAGGUGUUGAUGUCAGCAUGUCAGAAAUACGUUGGGUCCUCACAAUACCUGCUAUCUGGAAUGAUCGUGCAAAGCAGUUUAUGAGGGAAUGUGCUGUACAGGCGGGCAUUCCAGGCCCCCAGCUAAUCAUGUCUCUCGAAGCUGAAGCCGCUGCGCUAUUCUGCAAAUAUCUACCUGUGACAGAAAUGGCCAAAGGUGAAGGAGGAAACGUCUCUGUGUUCAAGCCUGGGUCACAAUACUUAGUGUUAGAUGUUGGAGGUGGCACCGUAGACAUCACCGUACAUGAAGUACAGGACGACCUAAAACUAAAGGAGCUGUAUAUGGCAAAUGGAGGUGAAUGGGGUGGCAUAAUGGUCGACACAGAAUUUAUGAAACUACUUUCGGAGAUAUUGGGUGACCAGGUCGUCAAAAAAUUCAAAGAGGAAAACCAGGCAGACUAUUUAGAACUACAAAGAACAUUCGAAGUUAAGAAGCGAAGUAUUAGUUCGACACAGGGAUCUAAAAUAACAUUUGCACUCCCCAUUAGUCUUCUUGAUACCUUUGAACAGAUGAACCCCAACGUGGAUAUCUCACAAAGACUAAAAUCAAAAUUUGAUAAAGAUAUUACAUGGAAUUUGGAUAAGAUGCGGCUAGAUAAGAAUCUUGCAAAAAAAUUAUAUUCCAAAUCUGUGAAAACAAUUAUUGAUCAUAUAAGCGACCUUCUGCGUAAACCAGAAAUAGAACACAUCAAAGCCAUCCUUCUGGUAGGUGGCUACUCCGAAUGUCCUUUACUGCAGGAAGAAAUCGAGAAAAAGUUCCCAAAGAAGCGGCUGAUUAUUCCAAAGGAAGCCGGAUUGGCAGUUCUGCAAGGCGCAGUCAUAAAUGGCCACGAGCUAGACGCUAUUACUGAGCGUAUCAGUCGUUUAACGUACGGGGUUGGAACCAAUAUGCCAUUUGAUUCAAAAAUUCAUGACGAAAGCCGCAAAUUCACUGAUGAAGGUAAGACACUUUGCAAUGGGUGUUUUUGUGUACACGUAAAACAAGGAGAGCAGGUGCCCGUUGGACUGAUCGGAAGUACUGAGCGAUACUGGGUAAUGGAAAAAGACCAAACAAAACUCCCUGUCCUGGUAUACACAUCCAAAAACCCCAAUCCGACUUAUAUUGAUGAGGACGAUUGUGAAAACAUUGGCGAAUUUAUAGUAGAAAUGACCAACACAGACAGAGGGUUACACCGAGGUGUCGACGUAGAGUUUACUUUUGGGGGAGCAGAGAUCGAGGUCACCGCGUACGACAUACAUUCCCGAGAGGAGCAUAAAGCCUAUUUCAACUUUUUGGGCUAG
Molecule: messenger RNA, 1824 nt
Organism: Ylistrum balloti
Lineage: Eukaryota; Metazoa; Mollusca; Bivalvia; Pectinida; Pectinidae
Product: heat shock 70 kDa protein 12A-like
Exons: 5
Coding region: 1-1824 (607 amino acids)
Molecular function (GO): ATP binding; ATP-dependent protein folding chaperone
Source: RefSeq, a predicted model, not a curated record